Trichobilharzia szidati is the source of this 2588-nucleotide messenger RNA. The record is from the annotation of a GenBank genome assembly. Lineage: Eukaryota; Metazoa; Platyhelminthes; Trematoda; Strigeidida; Schistosomatidae.
UUUACAACGACAUUCACUAUUUUUGAAACUAGUUUUUCAUGAUACUUUCCGUUGAUUCUGUCGUUAUCAGGCAUAAUUAAUAUUUCACCUCUUUGGAGGAGCAGAUCUAUGCAGUCAUUUAUUAUACAUGCUGGACAAUGAACGCAGACAGCCUAGUGUUUUGCGAUAAAAUACCGUUCAAGAUAUUACCCGGACUAGUUUGUUUCGGCAGGUUUCUUGACGAUCGUCUACUUACUGUAUUCGUUACAGUAUCAGAAAAGGUAUACAUUUAUAAUCCCAAAUUUUAUCAUUCUGCUGAUGGAAUCACAAAGGUCCUGUCACAAGAUUUUAUCAAAUGUAGUACAAUUCAUUCAAUAUGUACAAUUGACACAGGAAAAUUUGAACAAAUUUCAGAUAACAAUGAUCUCUUAAUAAUAGGAUCAAAAACUGGAGUAUUACUUUAUGAUCCAAAAAAUAAUGUGGAUAUAUUUUAUAAAGAGUUAAAAAAUGAUGGUGUAAAUACAAUUGUGUAUAAGCAUUUUGAACAACAAGAACAGCAACAACAACAACAACGACAGCUAAGUCAUCAGAAAUUUAAAGACUCUGAUGUUAUCCUUGUUGGUGGCAAUUGUACAUUGACUGUAUUGAAUUAUUCAGGUUUGGAGUUAUUUUGGACUGUAACUGGCGAGGCAAUAUCUUCACUGACAUGUUUAUCAUAUGAAAAUACUGAAGAAUAUUUUAAUGAUAUUAUAAUCGGUUCUGAAGACUAUAGUAUACGUGUAUUUCGUGGUGAUUUAAUUGUUCAUGAAAUAUCUGAAACAGAUGUUGUAACAAAACUUGUUUCACUUGGUGGAGAAUACUUUGGUUAUGGCUUAAAUAACGGUACGAUUGGUGUAUACAAUAGAACAAGUCGUGUAUGGCGCAUUAAAUCUAAAAAUAAACCAAUCUGCUUCACUGGCCAUGAUGUAAACAACGAUGGAUAUGCAGAACUGAUAUGUGGCUGGAAUAAUGGUAAAGUUGACGCGCGUUUACGUUCGAAUGGAGUGGUGGUAUUUAAAAUUCAAUUAGGUGCUUGCGUAGCUGGGAUGAAUGUGGGUGAUUUCUACGGCUUUUCUAAUGUGUUACUAGUCUGUACAAUCGAAGGUGACAUAUAUUGUCAUUCUUUACUUCAAUUGUCAAAAGAACAUUCAAAUUCCCAGUCUUCUGAAGAUAUAUUACGUCAGUUAAUUGCUAAAAGACAGAAUUUACUUUUAGAAAUCCAGAAUAUUACUGAAAAUAUUCGUUUAGGACAGCUAAGCAAUACAGAAAUUCGUCAAUCCAACCUCAAUAUAGUUCAUGCCAAAACAGAGUUACAAACCACUUUAGAGGUCUCCCCUAAUAAAUCGUGUGUCAAUUUGAUAGUCGGAACAAAUAAUAAUACCUCGCUUCGAUGUGUCAUACUAUUCGCCGAAGGUAUAUUUCAAGGAGAAAGUUAUGUUCUACAUCCACCGGAGAAUACUCAAUCUGCCACUUCGUAUACAUUUGAAUUAAGACCACCGAAAGAUGUAUCGGUCGAUGUAUUUAUCAAGGCCUAUGCUAUGCCUAUUAAUAAGAGACCGGAUCAAGAUUCUUACUAUCUACUGGCUAGUACUCAUGUACUACCACAAUUCUGUCUUUAUCGAUUUCUAAGUCAAAAUCCUAAAUUAGACUAUCCUGAUGAUUUGGAAGGUUUACGGUCAGGUGUGUUUUUCCAGGUACACGAUCGUCCUGAAAGGCUUGCUAUCUGGUUAAAUAAUAAUUUUAUCCUUGAACCGAAAAUCACAAAUAUUGAUCAGUCUUCAGUAUCUGUACUUUUUGAAGAACUUCGGCCAGCCAAUCCAGACGACUUAAAUGAGCACAAUACUCCUAAUCCAAAAUCACAUGUUAUCGAUAUUCAAAACCAAUGUAACUUGAAACGUUUACUGUACAUAACCAUGACAAAUAAAGGAGAGAUAACUAUAAAAACUGAGAAUAUAGAAUUAGCUUCAAAUUUGGUACAGUCACUAGCUCGUCAUUUUGGCAUCAAAGAACUAUCGAGCACUUGUGAUUUUCCCAAGAUAUUUGGUAUACUAGAAGAGUUGAUUGAAAUGUCCAAUGCAUACGCUUCAACUCAACAACAAGUUUUAGUAGAUAUGACCAGUAAAUCAGAUACGAUAAAAAAAUUAAUUGUCAGAGCAGAUGACUAUCGACUAAACGGAAAUUGGAAAUCAUUGAAAAAGACAAUUCAACAGUUGUCCAAUGCAAAUCUUGACAUCCUAUCCAAUUAUUAUUCAAGAGUUACAGAUCAUGAAGCCUCAACUGAUUGUCUGAAAAGUAUCAAUCAGAUAAUUGAAUAUGCUAGUUCAUUAAGAGUUGGGAAGCAUAAAACCAAUAUUAUCACAAUGUGUCACAAUGCAUUAAAAGACAACAAUGUUGGUACAUUGAAGAAAAUUCUUCGAACUGGUUCAAACUAAGGCGUUACCAACAAUUAAACUUGUAUUUGUCCAUAUUUCGUCAGUGGUUUUCUCAUUUAAUACUAAUUCUUAUUAUUAUUUUUUUUUUAAUGUAAAUUAUAUUUUCAAAAACGGAGAUUUCAUCUGUUCUAACUUGAG